UCGUAGUUCAAAGGCCGGACCGAUCCGCCUCAAACACGCGUGUGCGCUUUCGGAUGAGUGUGUGUGUAGCGUGGGUACUUCUUCGAGUUUGUUUUAGUUUUGUUCCGUAUUUAUAUGAUCUAUCGCAUUGUCGCGUCUUGUUUUAAAGAUGUCCGCGGACGCGUCGAAGCGCGGCCACUUGAUCCUCCUGAUCUGUCGUCAUUUAAAGGAGAGCGGGUUGCUGGAUGCAGCUGAGGAGCUGAGGAAGCAUGCACCUCAGGUGGAAUCGGGCACCUCUGCGUCCUUGAUGGACAUUUAUACUUCAUGGUUGGAAAAGUCCAAUGGGUUGACCAAGAGGAGACGGAAAGCAGACCCAAAGAGCAGCAGUGAGACCUCGGACGACGAGGAUGGAGUGACCCUCGCUAAAGGUGGGAUCAAGCCUGCAAGAUGGGAAACAGGAGCUGGUGAUUAUGAUUAUGAGGAGGAGGAGGACAGUGAACUGUUCAGCCAGAGCCUACUUCCACAGACACCGAAAAAAUUAUCGAAUCAAACUCUGGUGAAGACUCGUGGGAGUGCAGUUAAAACUACAGUUCCCAGCAAGCCACAGAGUGGCAGCAGUGAUACGGAUUCAGAGAGCGACGAGGGAACUACAGGGAGAACAAAGCCCCCAGCGAGACCGACCACCCCGACCCAGGCUGUCAAACCCCCAGUGAAGGCAGCGGCUGGUCCUACCAAGUCCAAACCCCCGGCCUCGUCCAGCAGUGAGUCUAGUGAUGAAGAUGGAGCCGCUGAUCCACCGCAGGAGGCCUCCACCACCACCACCAGCCCGGCUGCUCCAGGCACACCGGCGCCCAAGACUAAAGCGCUCAGAGCUGCUUCUUCAGCCAAGAAGACCCCGCUGGCUGCCGCCACGCCCGCCAAGACCCCCGCUGCCAGGACCCCCGCUGCCAAGACCCCCGCCGCCAAGACCCCCGCCGCCAGGACCCCCACCGCCAAGACCCCCGCUGCCUGGACCCCCGCUGCCAGGACCCCCGCUGCCAGGACCCCCGCUGGAGGCCCCAGGAAGGCAGACAGCGACAGCAGCGAGUCGUCUUCAGACAGCGACGAGGGAUCGCUGCCUGGGAACCAACAGGCAGCCACGCCGACAGCCAAUAGGAAGGCUUCUCCUGCUGCCGCCAGACCGGCCCAGGCCGCCAAGAGCUCUAGUGAGACGGAUUCCUCGGGGACUGACGAUGAGGCCCCUCCCACCACACCUAAGACGCCCCUCAGAGCGGCCUCUACACCCUCCAAGGCCCCCCCUCCUGCGGCCCCGGGCCCCACUGGGGCCACGCCCUCUGCUGGGUCCACCACUGAGUCCAGUGAGGAAAGUGAUGAUGGGGACGCCCCCAAAAAACCUCCCGCCACCACGACCGCCCCGGCCGCUCGGGUCACUGCUGCACCCAAGACCAAAGCGGUCGGAGCCGCUCCUUCAGCCAAGAAGACCCCGGAGGCCGCCGCCACCAGAGCAGCCCAGGCCGCAGAGAGCUCCAGUGAGACCGAGUCCUCGGACAGCGAGGAUGAGGCCCCUCCCACCACCCCUGUGAAGACGCCCCUUAGAGCGGCCUCCACACCCUCCCAGACCGCCGCCCCUGGGGGGCCGGGGUCAGUGUCUGCGGCUGUCCCCAGGAGGCCGGACAGCGUCAGCAGCGACACGACUUCAGAGAGCGACCAGGAGACCCCAGCGCCGAAGCCAGCAGUCAAGGCGUCGGCCGCCGGCACCCCAAAGCCUGUGAAGACAGCACCUACAGACUCCUGGACACUCGCCCAGACCGCCACGCCUGCAGCCCCCGGCCCCCCCGCUGAACGCCCGGCCGCUUCCAGCCCUGAGUCCAGUGAGGACAGCGGCGACGGAGUCGGCAGACAGACGCAGAUCUUGGAUUACUUCAAGGCCGCCAAAGAAACGCCCGCCACGCCGUCCACCCCGCUGGCCGCCGCCGCCAGACCGGCCCAGGCCGCCGAGAGCUCUAGUGAGACGGAGUCCUCGGGGACUGACGAUGAGGCCCCUCCCACCACACCUAAGACGCCCCUCAGAGCGGCCUCUACACCCUCCAAGGCCCCCCCUCCUGCGGCCCCGGGCCCCACUGGGGCCACGCCCUCUGCUGGGUCCACCACUGAGUCCAGUGAGGAAAGUGAUGAUGGGGAGGCCCCCAAAAAACCUCCCGCCACCACGACCGCCCCGGCCGCUCGGGUCACUGCUGCACCCAAGACCAAAGCGGGCGGAGCCGCUCCUUCAGCCAAGAAGACCCCGGAGGCUGCCGCCACGCCCGCCAAGACCCCCGCUGCCAGGACCCCCGCUGGAGGCCCCAGGAAGGCAGACAGCGACAGCAGCGAGUCGUCUUCAGACAGCGACGAGGGAUUGCUGCCUGGGAACCAACAGGCGGCCACGCCGUCAGCCAAUAGGAAGGCUUCUCCUGCUGCCGCCACACCACUAGGAAAGGCUCACACACCAGCCAAGACCGCCCCCCCUGCAGCCACUGGCCCCGCCCCUCUGGGCCCCCACCCCUCUGCAGCGCCCGGCCCUGGGUCCAGCGAGGGAGGGGGGGGCGUCCCCAUGACAACCAUCCGGGACUUCUUCGGCCGGACCACUCCCGCUAAGACUCAAGCGGGGGGGAACAGUGGGGGGGGCUGUUAUACGGUUCAGGCUCCACACCCCUGCGCUGAGCCCCCGCCCGCCCGGCCCGAGGCCUCGGAUAGCUCCAGCGACGAGAGCGGCAGCGACGAUGCCGUGGUCCUCCGCACACCGGAGGCCAUCGGCGCAGGAGGAGCGGCCGCAGAGUCCAGCGAUACGGUGUCCGACAGCGAGGAGGACCACGCCCAGGCGCUAGAAGCCAUGCUGAAGUUCCUCGAGUCGAAAAGGAAAUCCACCCCCAGAGCAGGCCCGCGGACCCCCAAGACCCCCGCCGCAGCGGCGCCCACUUCCAAGCCCCCAUCCAAAGCAAAGCCUAAACCCAACCCUAAACCCUCCGCAACUUCAAGCUCCGCACCGAAGGCCAAGGCCGCCCCGAAGCCCAAGCGGCCCAAGAAAGACGGAGCUCUGAGCUCCAACUCGGAGGCUGGGAAGAAGGUAAAGAGGUCCAGAGCGAUUCCUGGCUCCACAGCUGCCUCUCCUGGCUCUAAGCCCAAAGCUAGCCUCCAAAGUACUGUCCUACAAGCCCCAGGCCCAGUGCCAGACACGGCGAAGACCAUAAAAGUUAAAGCCACCCCCGUAAAAGACAAAGCCACCACCAUGAAAAGCAAAGCUCCACCUGUGAUAGGCAAAGCCACACCUGUGAAAAAGACACUGGUGCUGAAGAAGACACCGACGCCAAAAAAGACACAGCCAACAGAGAAGAGGAAACUGGGUGUUCCUCAGCCCAUGGAGCCAGAGGACGUUCUGUCCAGCGCCCCGCCGAUUCCUGCUUGGAACAACAGUUCUGACUCUGAAGGCAGUCUCGACGUGGAGAAGUGGAAGCGGCUGGUUUUGAAUCUGUCAGUGGAAGACGAAGCCAAGAUGCAGACCAUGGCCGCUUUGGACGCAACCCCGGCCAAGAAGCCGCGCGUCCGGAAGCCCCGGGCCAAGGCCGGGGCCGGGGCUAACCCUAACCCUAACCCUAAGGCCGGGGCCGGGGCUAACCCUAACCCCAAGGCCGGGGCUAACCCUAACCCUAACCCUAACCCCAAGGCCGGGGCCGGCCCUGCUGCGGCUGACCCCACCGGCCAGGCGGUGAAGACGAAAGCCCCGCCGCGGAAGCCGCGCGCGCCUCGGGCUAAAAACGCGUUCCCCGCGGCCCAACAGACCUUCCUCUCUUUCGUACCCGUUGCCACGCCCGCCGGGGCGAAGAGGAAGGGAGCAGACACCGCGAUGGACGGCGUCCAGGCGGAGGAACCGAAGAGGAGGAGGAAGGGCGACUCUGGGGACGGGAAGGAGGAACCGAGGAGGAGGAAGAAGAAGAGCGACUCUGGGGACGGGAAGGAAGAACCGAAGAGGAGGAAGAAGAAGAAGAAGAGCGACUCUGGGGACGGGAAGGAGGAACCCGAGAGGAGGAAGAAGAAGAAGAGCGACUCUGGGGACGGGAAGGAGGAACCCGAGAGGAGGAAGAAGAAGAAGAGCGACUCUGGGGACGGGAAGGAGGAACCCGAGAGGAGGAAGAAGAAGAAGAAGAGCGACUCUGGGGACGGGAAGGCGGCGGGGAAAGCGAGCAAGGCGGCCGAUCAGAAGGCAGACGGGACCGAGGGCGGGACACCUGCUGUGAAGAGCAAGAAGGACUCUGCUGGAGGCCUGAAGACGAGUCAGGAGGGCAAGAGGAAAAAUAAGCAGGUGGCUGAGGUGCGCAUCGCAGCAGAGCUCCAAGGGCUGCUCGACGCCAUAGCAACAGAACCCCCCGUUCUGUCCGAGCCCAAACCCAAGAGCAAAAAGAAAAAGGCCAAAGAUAAAGCAGCCAUCUUCGUUUAGGACCUGAAGCGAACGAAGUGCCUCCCACCUCCUACAAAGUUUAAAAGAAAACAAGCCAUGAAGUACAUGAAGACUUUUUUUUAUGGACGGGUCAAGACAUCUGGAAAUCAUGGGCAGCGUGAAAUACUGUAACAAGAAUACAUUGUAUUUUUCUACUCUUUUUAUUACCUUUUUUAUGUUUCAGUUUUUUGUGUUUUUGUACGUAUGAACCUUACAUGUGCCUGGCUAAGUUUUAUAUUAUAAUGUGGAUUGUGAUUAAACCUUCAUUGUAUGUUUUGUAGGUGUGUAUGCGCCACAAGAUGAGUUAUAAACAUGUUGUUGAUGUGAUGCCCCUACAUAGAAACCCUCAUCAAGUGGUCGAGAUGAUCAAUAGUUGGUGAUUGGGUAGAAAAAAAAUCAUAUAUGCCAUGUUAUGUUUCAUCUGUAAAAAGAUAACAUUUAUCAGGGCCAAUGCUGGCCCGGCGCGCUCUGUGUACUCUGCGUAUAGGGAGCGGCGGGCCUGCCAUUUAUCCAUAAUCCUAAUUCACUCCAAAACAUAAUGUACUGCAUUGUAGUCUGGAUGCUUGGAAUGCAUGUUUUAAUACAUUCGUUUUAAUAUUAAAGAUUAGCAGUUAAUAAUUUUACCCAUAUGUCUAUGUAUUGAAAAUAAAAUAUACAUUUUAUUUUAA
Molecule: messenger RNA, 5118 nt
Organism: Gadus morhua (Atlantic cod)
Lineage: Eukaryota; Metazoa; Chordata; Actinopteri; Gadiformes; Gadidae
Product: nucleolar protein dao-5
Exons: 16
Coding region: 149-4450 (1433 amino acids)
Cellular component (GO): nucleolus
Molecular function (GO): protein binding
Source: RefSeq, a predicted model, not a curated record